Colletotrichum orchidophilum is the source of this 3483-nucleotide messenger RNA. Its product is annotated as SH3 domain-containing protein. The transcript is spliced from 3 exons. The record is from RefSeq and is a predicted model, not a curated record. Bases 1 to 3483 code for a protein of 1160 amino acids. NCBI's taxonomy places the organism in Eukaryota, Fungi, Ascomycota, Sordariomycetes, Glomerellales, Glomerellaceae. Gene Ontology annotation, molecular function: protein-macromolecule adaptor activity; identical protein binding; cytoskeletal protein binding.
AUGGGUUUCUUAGGAGUUUACAAGGCCGUCUAUGACUACAUGCCCCAGGCCGAGGGUGAGCUGGCCAUCAACGACGGAGAUAUUCUCUACGUGCUCCAAAAGAACGCCGAGGAUGAUUGGUGGAAAGCGAAGAAGAAGGCCAGUGCCGAUGACGAAGAAGAACCCGAAGGUCUUGUUCCGAAUAAUUACGUAGAAGAGGUAGGCGCACCCAGAACGGCUCUGGCCGAGACUUCAUGCUGCAUUUUGAAUUUGACCCUAACUACACCUCAGGCACAACCUGUCGCAAAGGCGCGCGCCUUGUUUGAAUACACUAGGCAAACAGACGAGGAACUUUCUUUCCCUGAAGACGCUGUCCUUGACGUCUACGACACGUCAGACCCUGACUGGAUCCUGGUUGGUCUAGAUGACGAGUAUGGCUUCGUACCGGCCAAUUACAUUGAACUUGGCGAAGUGGAAGAUCCUGUGGUUCAACCUUCGCCGCCUCCAGUGUUGCCAACUCGCACAAUUUCUGCUUCCACGGGUACAGAAAGCUACCCGGAGAGGCCGGAGCCUGGAUAUACACCCAACAGCUCCAUUGACAACGAUCCCGCGGCGGCUCUCGCAGGUGUGAUGGCGGGUCGUUCUGUCCCUCCACCACGAACUCGAACUCCCCCAAUGUCUCCGCGGUCCCCAGCAUCAGAGCCAUCGGAUGAGGAGCUAGUCAGAAGCCCGGCCCUGCCUGCCCGUCCCAUAUCGCAGACCGCAUCUGCACCCGCACCCGCGCGCAUUCAAUCCCAAAGAUCGAUAGACACCCGACUGUACGACCAGUCUCCCGAAAUCGAAGAACCACCCUAUCGUGCGCCUGGUGGGUUUCACAUGUACAAUAUCAAUGAGAUGGUAUCCUUGAUGGGCAAGCGGAAAAAGAUGCCCACUACCUUAGGAAUCAAUCUUGCAACUGGGAACAUAUUGAUUGCCCCAGAGCGUGCGCAGGAUGGUCCCUCUCAAGAGUGGACAGCAGAGAAGAUGACCCACUACUCUCGUGAGGGAAAGCACGUGUUCUUGGAGCUUGUCAGGCCGAGCAAGAGCGUGGAUUUUCAUGCUGGAGCCAAAGACACAGCUGAAGAGAUUGUGGGCGCUCUAGGCGAACUUGCUGGUGCUGUUAGAGCUGAGGGACUUCGAGAAGUUAUUCUGGCCGGCUCGGGAAAGGCCCAAAAGAAAGGUCAAGUGCUAUACGACUUCAUGGCCCAAGGUGACGACGAGGUUACUGUCGCCGUUGGCGACGACGUCAUCGUUAUCGACGAUACCAAGAGCGAAGAAUGGUGGCAGGUUCGGCGUGUUAAAAAUGGCAAGGAGGGCGUCGUCCCAAGUAGUUACAUCGAAGUUACAGGCUCCAUCGCCCCGCCCCCUAGCAACACCGGAUUGAACGCGGCGAAAUCAACUGUCGAACAGAACCGCUUGGAAGAGAUCAGGUUGACAAAGGAGGCUGUCAAAGCCGCUCAGAGGGACAGCUCACAGCAGGUAGGGCCAGGAAUGCCUCUACCAAAGCGAGGCAGUAGUCUUAUGGCAAGAGAAAAUGGUAAUAACUAUGGGCAGCGGAGCAAACGCGAAAACGGUCGUGGCGAAGGCGGCGGUCAGGGCCGGUCUGGAAAGUCUAAGCCGGAUCCCGCCAAAGUGCGGACGUGGACGGAUCGAUCGAAAUCGUUCAGCGUCGACGCGCAAUUCCUAGGUCUCAAGGACGGCAAGAUUAAUCUGCAUAAGAUGAAUGGCGUGAAGAUUGCAGUUCCCGUCGCAAAAAUGUCGGUUGAGGACCUUGAAUACGUCGAACGCGCUACGGGUAUUUCCUUGGACGAAGACAAGCCACUAUCGAAUGUAAAGAAAGCCAGGGCCUCACAAGCCAGAAUCUCGCCUCCUGCCGGAAUAGGUGCCUCAGUUGGACAACCGCAGAAGCCCGAGUACGAUUGGUUCCAGUUCUUCCUCACUUGCGAUGUUGCUGUUGGCUUGUGUGAGCGAUACGCACAGGCGUUCGCCAAGGAUUCGAUGGACGAAAGUGUACUCCCAGACGUUGACGCCUCGGUGCUUCGUAAUUUGGGUCUUCGCGAAGGAGACAUACUGAAAGUCAUGCGCACAUUGGACCAGAAGUUUGGCCGAGUGAAGAACGGCGUCGACAAGGCAAAUGGAGAGGGCGACGGGGCUUCUGGCGGUCUCUUCUCUGGUCCUGGCGGAGCUCUACGGAACAACACCAGAAAAGGCAGGCCGGCACCCGCAGUCCAGACGAGUGAUGUCGUGGACCCAAAAGCAUUUGCUGCAAAGGGGACUGGCUCGAGCGAAGACGCCGAGUCCAAGUCGCCUGCCUCUACUUCAACAACUCACGCUACAGCCAAAACGACCAGUGGUUUUGACGACGACGCAUGGGAUGUGAAGCCCGCCAAGCAACCACAAGAGCCCCCUCGUCCUGCCGCAGCUCCUACCCAGGCUGUAACACAACUGUCGGAACAACAAAAUCCGCCCCAGCAGGUGCCUGCUCUCACUGGCUCAAUGCAAGACUUAUCACUGCUGGCGAAGCCUCUGGAGCCGCAACGGACAGUCCAACCGACGGCACAGAGCCCGGUCGUCAUUCAACCACCAGCCCCGGUGCAGGUGCCUCAACCCACGGGAGCUACGCCAUCAUUUUUUGAUACUAUUAGGCCGAACUCUACAGGCUUGCAGACAUCCCAGCAAGCUACGCAAAGGCAAAGGCCGGCUCCACCACCGUCCAUGGCGACCACUAGCUCGCUGAUGCCUCCCCCGCCGUCGAGACCAUUGUCGGCACCUCAAUCUGCUCAGCCGAGCGCCUUUGCGCCACCGCCAUUGAUGCCUCAAAUGACUGGCGUAUCCCCCCAAACUUUCCAGACUCAGGUGGCACCACCGGGGCAGAGCUUAAACGACAUGAAUCAAGCACGUUUGCAGCAGCAAUACACCAUGCAGCAACAUAUGCCACAGCAGCAUAUGAAUGCCUAUCCCGUGCCUCAGCAGCAACCAGUACCGGGUGUGAUGGGCUUCAACUCAGGGAUGCAGCAGACUGGAGGACAAUUCAUGCAGUCGAUGCAGCAGCCCAUGAUGACAGGUGCGCCUGCUCAAAGCCCUUUCGCGGAUCCUCAAAGGCACAAUCAGUUCUCCCCCAUGCAGGCGCAACCUACUGGCUUCCCUGGUCAAUUUAGCCAGCUGCAGGGUUUCAAUGCGCAACCCACUGGAAGCGUCAACUCAUUCCUACCCCCUGCUAUGGAGCCGCAAAGAACCGGCAUGCCGGGCUUCCAGCCGCAGCAAACCGGCAUGGGAGCCUUCAACAAUGUGGGCGGUGCCGGAUCUCUUCAAGCACCGGUGCAGCCUUUGCAGCCUCAAAAAACAGGACCUCCUCCGCCGGUUCGAUUCGGUGUUACGGGAGAGGCGAAGAAGUUGAUGCCGCAGGCUACAGGCCGGCGGGCCAAUCUCUCUCAAGCAACUCCCAACAACCCCUUCGGUUUUUAA